Molecule: messenger RNA, 2022 nt
Organism: Limulus polyphemus (Atlantic horseshoe crab)
Lineage: Eukaryota; Metazoa; Arthropoda; Merostomata; Xiphosura; Limulidae
Product: annexin B9-like
Exons: 12
Coding region: 826-1782 (318 amino acids)
Cellular component (GO): cytoplasm
Molecular function (GO): calcium ion binding; calcium-dependent phospholipid binding
Source: RefSeq, a predicted model, not a curated record
UUCCUAAAGCAGCUAAUUUUAGAAAAAUGGUGUGAUUGAAUCUUACUCUUAUAACGCACUGAAACUAAAAGUGCAAAUCGUAUUUGUUGGCACUACUUUUUGCACCCGAGGCCCAGGGAUUUCCAGUUCCAUAAGGUAACCAUUAUUGGCAUAAGUCUUAGGCCACGUUGGGCCGUAUUGGAAAGAAGAAGACAGUUAUGAUAAUAACCCACAAAAUGUAGCGUUUUCGCAUCAACUAACAUCCAGUACGUGGACAGUUUCAACUUUCUUUCCCAUAAAUACCGUAUUUCUAAGUUUUACUUAACAUAAAUGUAUCGAUUUUCAGUCGUCAGUUUUCGCAUUUGUAUGACUAUAUACACAUAUAUAUGAGGAGAGAGUAUACAAGAGUUUAUACUAUUUUAGCUUCUGUAUAAAUUAAGAUUUUUGGCCCUUUCUGUUUGUUUAUGUAGUAAAUUACACGAGCAAUGGAUGCCACACAACCAAAUGCUCCAAUUCUACACAAAUCUAGCAAUAAUUCACAUCUUCUGAUGUAGUUUAUUUUUGGCAACGUUUGCUUCUAGAGGAGAAUAUGCCGUAGCUAUCACAUGACAAUAAGCUUGUGUCUGAAUGGUCCCUGCUUUCGUGGUACAUUAUUCUCCAGGGUCUCGCCGCAUCCGAUUGUGCUGUAGCAAGUAACGGCAUGUCUGGAGGACAGAGGAGUUGAGGAGAGUAAAUUACCAUUACAAAGUCUGACAAGUUCCAACUAACACCAGUAUCUCCACCUAUUCUGCAGACACCUACGAAUUAAACUCAAAACUGCACACUUAAAUAGUUCAGUCAGUCAAAAUGUCGCAUUAUGAACAAGGAACAGUGUUACCAUCUGAGCCAUUUGACCCCGAGUCUGAUGCCCAAGCCCUAAGAAAGGCAAUGAAAGGGUUGGGAACAGAUGAAAAGGCUAUAAUAAACAUACUAGCUAGGCGAGUGAAUACACAAAGACAACAAAUUAUCCAGUCAUAUAAAACCCAGUUUGGCAAGGACUUGGUUCAUGAUUUAAAAAGUGAGCUUUCUGGGAAGCUUGAAGAUGUGAUCUUAGCCCUAAUGACUCCUUUGCCAGACUAUUUGGCUUCAGAGUUACACCAUGCCAUAUCUGGAGUGGGCACAAAUGAAGAAACUUUGUUGGAGAUCCUUUGUACAAGAAGUAACCAUGAUAUUCAACAGAUAACAGAAGCUUAUAAACGAAUGUACAACCAUUGUUUGGAAGAUGAUUUGAUCGGGGAUACUUCAGGCCCUUUGAGGAGACUGCUGGUGUCUAUGACUACUGGUGGAAGAGAUGAAGGACCCGCAGACCCACCUAAGGCUAAAGAGGAUGCAUUGAAGCUUUAUCAAGCUGGUGUGGGACAGUGGGGAACAGAUGAUUCUAUCUUCAAUGCUAUAAUGGCCUCUCGAAGUUAUGCCCACCUAUACCUUGUAUUUGAAGAGUACUACCAGAUUGCUGGACACACUGUGCCUCAUGCUAUAGAAAAGGAGUUUUCUGGUGAUAUUAUGACAGGAUUUUUAACCAUAGCUCGCUGCAUGCAGAAUAGAGCAGCAUACUUUGCAGAAAUGCUUCACAAAAGUAUGCAGGGCAUGGGAACUAAUGAUCGUGCACUGAUUCGCCUUGUAACGAGUCGUUGUGAAAUUGAUAUGGUACAGGUCAAGCAGGAAUAUGAGAAACUGUUUGGAAAGCCUCUGGAGAAGGCCAUAUCCGAAGACACUACUGGGGAUUACAAGCGUGUUCUGGUUGCUCUAGUAGGAGGGGCCUAAAAACUGUACAUAACUCUUCUUUAAAGCUGCGACAAAAGUUCAUUUCAAGUUCCAAGAAUCAAUCCUAAUUAGGUGUUUAAUUAUUGAAGAUGUGUUUAAACCUGCCAAUCCACAUCAGCUCAAGAAAUGUACCACAAUUCUCUAUUUUUUGUAACAAACAAAGGUGUUUGAUUUAAUAAUAUGUCUGACAGAAUAGGUAAAUAAAAGUAUGAAAAAUGUUAAACCAGAAUUGAUUCAGUA